AAGGCGUUUUGUGCGUUUAUUCACUAACAUUAGUCAACUUGCUAUUUUCCAAAGCAUCAACGAUGAACUCUUGAUUCACUGAUAUCUGUUGCACGCAGGUGUCCCGUGCAGGUUAUGACUAUACAUCGGAUCUCAUCUGUUCCAUAUGUAGUUUGGCAAAUAGGCUACGUAAUUCUAAUGUUUUAAUUUCAAAACAAACCAACAAUUCUGAACGCGACAUUGUAGAAAUGCCGCGGUUAUUGAACCGUAAUAGGCUACGUGUAGCUAGCUGUGAAUUUAGUUUGCCUAAGUGGAGAGCGAUGCAGUGGUCUCUGCGCAACCCCUUGGCUCGAUACAGUAUUUGUUAUUUUUUUCCCUCCUGUGAAUACGCAGCGUGAUACAAAUAGCCAUAUAGCUACAUAGCUAAGCUAUAUGGUUUUUUUUUAAAUUCCAACAGCAACUUCAUCAGACACAGCGAGGAGUCGGCGCCUGAACAUAAAUAGCAUCCGCUUUUUCAUUUACAAGCUACGCAUCCUCGAGAGUGGCAUAGGAAGAGGAAAAAGCGGAGCACCACACUAGACAUCCGAUAAAGGACCUGCCCGUUCAAAUCACAGGGUUUGGCCUCUCACCAUCAUGACUGCACUGAGACAGAGGAAAGGAAGCAAGGGGAAGGAGAGCAGUCAGGAGGGUCAGAGACACGACCAUCCUGAAGACCUCCCAAAAAUCCCCCCUGCAGGUUUGUGGACGUGGUGGACGGUGGCGUGGGGGACAGCCGGGGGUGUCGUGGGAGUGUCCCUUGGUCUGCUGAGCAGCGUCUAUGUGGCAACCUUGCAUGAAAAUGACUUGUGGUUCUCUAACAUCAAGGAAGUUGAGCGUGAAAUCUCCUUUCGGACAGAGUGCGGCUUGUACUACUCCUACUACAAGCAGAUGCUGGAGUCCCCGUCCAUACAGCAGGGCCUGUCCGAUCUUAUCAGCGACAACGCCACCGAAUCGCGACGGACCGUCAAUCUCCUGCAGCGAAUGAACAUCUACCAGGAAGUGUUUCUGAGCGUUCUGUACAGAAUUCUCCCCAUCCAGGAGUACCUGCAGCCGGUGUACUUCUACAUCUACACUGUGUUCGCCCUGCAAGCCGUGUACGUCAUCGCCCUCUACAUCACCAGCUGGAUGCUCAGCGGCUCCUGGCUGGCAGGAGUGCUGACCGCUACGUGGUACAUCAUCAACAGAGUGGACACCACGCGGGUGGAGUUCACCAUCUCGCUGAGGGAGAACUGGUCUUUGCCCUUCUUCGCCCUGCAAGUCGCCGCCAUCACCUGCUACCUGCGGCCCCGGCUGAGACCUCUACAACAGAAAGUGGUGCUGUGGCUGGUCUUCCUCUCCAGCUUCUGUUUCUGCCUGACGUGGCAGUUCAAUCAGUUCAUCCUGCUGGUCCAGGCGCUCAUCGUCUUCGGGCUGGACUGUCUGGACCUCGUCCCCCCCGAGCAGGUGACGUCGCUCUACCUGGUGCAGGCCUCCAGCCUCCUGUCGGUGUGGGCCUUGCAGUUCUGCAAUCCCAUGAUCCUGGGCUCCCUGGUGCUCAGCUUCAUCGUGGCCGCCCUCUUCGUCAGGCACUUUCAGAGGGGCCUGAGGACGGGAGGGCUGCUGCUGCGCCUCGCCAAACUGCUGCUGCACACUGUGCUGGUCCUCAGCCUGACCUUCACCCUCAACUAUCUGACCAAGACCGCGCUGCAACUGAGAUCGGACGAGCACAUCUUCAAGUUCAUCAAGGCCAAGUUCGGCUUUGGCUCCACGAGAGAUUUCGAUGCCAACCUGUACCUGUGUGAGGAGGCGUUUGGCCUGCUGCCCCUGGACACCUUUGAGCGGCUGGCGGGGACGCUGAUGGUGUACCCCUACCUCUGCACUCUCAGCGUGCUCCUGCUAAUGCUUCUGAUGGUGGGGCUACGGAACCUGAGCGGUUCGAGCGGCGCUCGUUCACAGAGAGAGGAGGAGAUAAUCGGCCUUGGGCCAGACGUAUCUUAUAAUCUGCUGCACACCGUGUGUUUCGGUGUCCUUGCGCUGAGCACCAUGAGAAUGAAAUACCUCUGGACAGGUCACAUGUGCGCCUUCGCGGCCUAUGGCGUAUGCGGUAAGGAGCUGUGGGGCCUCUACCUCAGGGUGAUCCGCUGUCACUCUCAGACAAAGCUAAGGCUGAUCAGAUACACCAUCCCGAUUGUUAUUCUGGCUUUUCUUUAUUACAAGUUCUGGCCCAAACUCAUGGAGGAAGUUUCGGAGCUUCGGGAGUUCUACGACCCAGACACGGUGGAGCUGAUGACCUGGAUCAGCUCCAAGACCUCAAAGAAGGCGGUGUUUGCGGGGAGCAUGCAGCUUCUAGCUGGGAUCAAACUGUGCACUGGAAGAACCCUGACUAACCACCCACAUUACGAGGACCGGGAACUGAGGGAGAGGACCAGACAGGUGUACCAGGUGUACGCCCGGCAGCCCCCCGAGGAGGUGCACAGGAUCCUGCGGGCGGCGGGGGCGGAUUACGUGGUCCUGGAGGACAGCAUCUGCUACGAGAGGAGGCACAGCCGGGGCUGCCGUCUGCGCGACCUGCUGGACGUGGCCAACGGGCAUAUCAUGGACGGCCCGGGGGAGAACGACCCGGACCUGGUCCCCGCCCCCCACCCCCGCUUCUGCGAGGAGAUCAAGAGGGACGCGCCGGAGUUCGGCGCCCUCUUCACCCGCGUCUUCAGGAACAAGACGUUCCACGCGUACAAGCUGAGGAAGGGCAAGAAGAGAGCGAGGGCCGGCGGGAGGGCGGGCGAGCCCGACGCGUAGCGCUCUCCCCGCCGGCAGCCAUCUUCUUCACGCGCUCGGCCUCCGCCCUCACAGAGACCCACGAAUGCUUCUCCACCCUAUUUUUUUAACACCCCACCAUCUCCUGGAGCUGGUGGAAAUAUCCCAGCGGGGGGCUCGCUACCGAUGGUGACGGUGCCACAGCGUCAGGGAAGCAGCGUGACCAUGUUUACAUCCCCCCCCCCCCCCUUUCAGAUUGGUUUUAAAAAAUAAUAAAGAGAGAGAGAGAGAGAGAGAGAGCUCCAGUGUUCAGACAGCAGAGCAUUCUGGGAUUGCGUCUCGGCAGGUCCCCCGCAGCCAAACGCUUCGUCACACAUUUGCCAAACGUGCCAUUUCACCAAGUCUGCUUGUGCCAUGUCUCUUUUACACUCGACAAUGAGCCCCACCCCCCUUUUUGUAAUUGUACACUACAGGUAAAUGUCUGUACGUUAGGUUUUCCAGUUGUUUGUAAUGCAGAAGUGUGUCGUGUCUGAGCUCCCAUGUUCUCCGGGAUGUCAUUUUGUCCCUCCCUCCACACACACCCCCUCCCCCACCCACACACCCCCCCCCACCCCGUGGCUAAUGGAAUGACAACUUUUGCGGCGUCAUUCGGGCUUAUCGUGAAUGACGGCCGUUCUGUCAUCGCAAAUGCCUUCGCUAAUUAAAUGCCUGGCCCUCCCUUGAAAGGGUGACAGUUACGGGUUUUGAAAAACUCUUCAGAAAUGCGCGUAUUAAUGAUUUCAUCUAAAUUAUCGCGACCGUGUUAUUAACCUUGUGAAUCAUUCAUCUGCUUCUUCGUCUAUAUUUGCCAGAACAGUUCUCUUUUCAGCCUUUUUUUUUUUUUUUUUUUUUGCAGUGGCACAAAUUAAUGUCACAAUCCCCCCCCCACCCCCCGUCCCCCGUCCUUCUAAAAUUAUCACACCCCCCUUGUCCUGCUAAAGCCGUCACGUACUGAAAGGCAUUUGACAGUAUCUAAUGGUUUAGGCAGCUCAGGUACACACAAGUAGUUGCUGUAGUUUUAUAGUUUUAUUGAUUUGAUUGGUUAAUUCCCGUGUGUAUUCGGAAUCCUAACUCAUCAAACAAACUGAACACUUUACUUGCGUUAGAAUGACUAAAUAUUUUGAAUUAGUAUUGAACUAACUGGUAGUGACUUGUGUUUUUUUAUGGUUGGCACUGACAGAACAUGACAAUGUGAAAUACCUAACCCAUCAUGUUAUUUUACUCGUCUGACAUACCUUUUAUCUGCUGUGCGUUCGGUUGAAUCUUUUAAACGAGCAACUUGAAAGUAAGUGCCUUUUAAAGUUGUGGUUUUUACCAGGUCUACUGACGGUCUUUUCAGACAGUUGGCGUGUAACAGUGAGAAGUUAUGACGCGAACUGAAUAAAGUUUACAGUUUUGCCACGUUAUUCGUGCAGAAAGACCCUCGUUGUCAACCGUGUGAAACAGUGUAAACCGCCCUUGUAUGGAUGCAGUAUAUCAUUUCAUCUGUAAUUAUUCGAAUGUGCUUCUAGUGUUUCCCUAAAUUCCUCUUGAACAGGAUGGUUGUUGUUAUUGCUAAAAAGAAAAAGGUGACCAGGUCAGUGUACUAGUACAUCUCUGCUUGCUUUUCUAAACAAAAACCCCCCAAACUCAUGGAAUAUUUUCCCAGUUUUAAGUGCAGAAGAAAUAACUCAAAUUUCAGCAACCACUGCUACAAGAGCAUGCACAGCUCUUCUUUACAACGGCCGUAGUUGACCACGUGGUGAUCAUUCAACGCUGACAGAACCUAGUUGGGAAGGUAGCAGAUCUGGGUCAAAUACGUAUUUGUUUUAGAUACUCUAAUACUUUUCUGUGAUUUACUGAUCCUGUCUGGUGUAUUGGAACCAAUUACCUACUCUUAUCAAAAAGUGCAAACCCCGCCUUCUGAUCAUAUUGGCAGGCUCAGUUACACCAGGCAAAAUCAACAGAGCACAGAAAAGUAUUUAAAUCCAAAACAAAUACGUAUUUGACCCAGGUCUGCAAGGCAGUCACAUAUUCAACAUGCUUCCUGUAAAAAAUAAUAAUUCCAACCAAACUUCCUGCCUUGGUUUUAAUUUCUCAUAAAACAAUCCAGGGUGCCUUCAUAUUUGUGAGUUGUUUUCUUUGUCUAGUUUUUUUCCAUUUGCAAAAUGCAUCGCUGUUACCUGCUUGAUAUGACUGGAUAAAUUGCACUAGUUUGAUUUUUAUGAACUGAGUAUUGGUAUUGUUUUCGAGUUCAUUUUUAUUUAUCUGUUGUUCUCAUGUCCUGAACAAAUGUAAGUGCUGUUCCCUGGGUGCUAGAUAUGUUCAGUGGGCUAGCUGUUUUCCUUGGAUUUUUCUUGUUUUCGUAAAAUAAAAGAUUUUUUUUUUUUA
Messenger RNA from Anguilla rostrata (American eel), 5160 nucleotides. RefSeq names its product dpy-19 like C-mannosyltransferase 3 (gene dpy19l3). The transcript is spliced from 19 exons. Lineage: Eukaryota; Metazoa; Chordata; Actinopteri; Anguilliformes; Anguillidae. Gene Ontology annotation, molecular function: mannosyltransferase activity. Bases 613 to 2793 code for a protein of 726 amino acids. Gene Ontology annotation, cellular component: nuclear inner membrane. The record is from RefSeq and is a predicted model, not a curated record.